AUGACAUCCGAACAACAGCCAAAUAGUUUUGUUGCUGAUGAAAGUGGUUUUUCAAUGAUCUCAUCAUCAUCGGAUCAAGGGGAAUCUACCAAUCCAAUAACAACAACAGCAACACCAACGAGCAACACCUCUCCACCCAUGUCGGUGCUGGACAAUUCUUCUUCUCCUGCUCUUGAAAGAAGUCUCGAUGGUGUUUCAUCAUUGCCAGCAGAAAAUAUUUCUUCGUCUGCCAUGAGCACCAGCACAGUUGUAAAUUCAUCAUCAUCGAUUCAUGUGCAUUCUCUUUCAAACUCAUCCACUGCAUCCAACACGACCACGGUAUCAUCAGGCGUACCCAGUAUUCAGCCAAAAAUCAUUCCUGGGCCUCCAAUUUAUGAUCCGAACAGAAUACCAGUGAUGGAAGGUGGAAUUGGUAAUGUGUUGAAUUCAUUGGGCGGAUCUUCAUCAUCAGGAUCCACAGGAUCAAAUGUCAUUUCUUCUAUACUUGGAGCUGGUAAAGAGACCAUCUCUUCAGUUUUACCUUUCCAAAUUCCUUUAAUGGACAGUAGCUUUACAAUUGGUUCCAGUGAAAAGUUUUCGCUGAACAAUGUGUAUCAGGAAAAUGCAGAAAAGUUCAAAAGAUUCAAGAAUAGAACAUCAUGGGGCUACAACAAUUUACUUGCCUACUGCUGUCAAACUUAUGUCAUGAUUUUUGAUCCGGUUUCAAUGCAACAAAUAUCAUCUUUGUUUGGUCACAGAUAUUUAACAACUUGUGUGGAAUGGUGCGACAUGUGCAAAUCGAGAGGAAUAGAGAGAGGCAAUACCAAUAUGAUUGCGAGUGGUGACGAGGGAGGAUUCAUCGUUAUAUGGGACUACAAGAAGGCAAGAAAAAUUUCCAGUUUUGCCGAAGAUAACGGCAACACCAAAAAAUCAAUUGUUCAAUUGAAAUGGUUGAAUGGAGACAAUAUUUAUUUGAUGAGCUUGUCAGCACAUAAUGUAUUUUCUCUUUGGAAUGUACAAACAGCAACGAGAAUUUGGGAUGUCGAGUUUCCAGAAACAAUCACAAGUUUUUCAAUUGAUCCUUUCACAUUGAAAACAUGUUGCUUGCCAAGUGAGAGUGGAUGGACCUAUUUCUUGAACGAUUUAAAUGUCAAAAAGAAACCUGCCGAAAUUCAACGAAGACUUUAUGGUAGUAUGGAUAAAAAGACUGGUGCCACUCAGACUACAUUGAAGGACUUUUUAUGCUCUCCUCACACAAGAAAUCAAUUUUACGUUGUGGCAAAGAAGGAGGUCACUGUUUUUGAUUCUUCUAUUCGAACAACCAUUCAUGGUAAACAUUUGAAGGGAGGACGAUCAGAUUUUCAAACUUUAUACACGUUUGAAGAUGAGCCUAAAGUAAUGUACUCACUUCACGAUGAUGGAACUAUGUGCAUUUGGGAAUACAAUGGAGAAAAGUAUGAUUCUACUGUGUGUGACGUGGUAAGAGGAUCGAAACAUGGUGCCGAUAGACCAGGAUUGCUUUAUGGUGUAUCGAUCUCUCCACUCGAUCACACAAAAGUUGCUGCAGUAAGCGCAGAUGGUAAGAUUUGGUUGUGGCGAGUGAACUUGUCGAACAAGAUGCUCUCAGGAGGUGAGUCGUCUCCUGAGGCUUCAUCAACAAAAAUUAAGGUUAACUCAAAGUGGAUGCUUGAUGGAUUGACAGAGUUUACUGGGUCUACUGUGAGCAGCAUUAAGGUUUCUCCAUUUGAUGAUCGUGUGGCUGUUGGUACGAGCAAUGGUCUAAUUAUGAUUUACGAUCUGUUAACUGGAUCUCUCAAAGUCAAGCAUGACGUUUUCAACAACGCUCCAGUAUUAGGUAUUCGUUGGUAUGGUCCCAACUCAUUAUUGUGCUUUUCUUCUUCUGUGUUUGAAAAGAAAAAGGACAGAAAGAAUAAUGAGCUUCGACUUGUGAAUAUCCUGUCAGGAAAGCAUACAACCAUUGACAUUAACAGAGAAGAUCAGAACAAGCGAGAAGAAUCAUCUCGUGCCGGAGGUAUCAAGGGUAUUCGAGUUAGUAACAGCUACAAGUAUCUAGUAAUAAUCUUGCAAGAUAGACCUAUUGAGGUUUGGAGACUAGACACACUGAAAUUAAUCAGGAUGAUUCCAUUCACCAAUGUCACUGCUCUUGAGUGGAUUCCUCUGUCUAAAAAUCAUCCAGAACGUGAAAUGUUAUACUUUACCACAAGUGAUGGUUCACUCCAUUUCUACAAGGUUGAGAAUUAUAAGGUUGAGCCUGACGUUAAAAAACAGAAAGUCUUCUUCACUCCAGUCUCUGCAUUAGCUUGGAAGAACGACAUUCUUGUUUCAGGAGACAAUGUAGGAACUGUCACAAUCUGGGACUUGGCUAAAAAGAAGUCUCGAGUUUUGCACACACACAAAGGUCUUAUUAAGAAAAUAGCGUUCAGUAAGGAGCAUAAUCAUAUUUUGGUGUUAUUUGCGGAUGGAGAUUUUGGUAUUUGGGACGUUGAUCAAAAUGUUAAACUUGCCAGCUCUCCAGCCUAUGUUAAGGCGGUGGCAGCUGAUUGGGGAAGAGGCAAUUAUCCUGUAAUUUCCACAAAUUCAGGCUCUAUUCUAGUGUUUGAUAUUCAGCUUACCACAUGUAAUACCAACUUGAUGUUCCACAGCCGAAGUGAUUUUAUCAAGACACCUUGCUGCCUUAAGAAUGACGAAGCUCAAUAUUUUAGAGCUCUCAUCGAGAAUAACAAGUUAUCAUUCGAUGACAUGAUGAACGAGAAUGAAAUUGUUGACUCACCCAACACUUUCAGAAAUUGUGUAGGAGAAGUGAUUACUGACACAAAAGCAUCUGUCAGCCUUCAUGACAAGAUGCAGAGCUACAGAUACUUGAUUCCUGAUUAUAUUUUGCACAAAUUGAAAAAUCCUGCUACCACCACUGCUGAAAGAUGUCUUCUUGCAGCACAAUAUUUUGGUGAUAGAAUUGCAGAGCAAUUUUGGAGAUUGGCCAUCGAAUUUUUAACAAAAUUCUCCAAACAAGAAAUUACUCCAACACAUCAAGAGGCCCAAAAAGAAACGGCAACACAACAGGAAGAGGAACACUUCUUCACAGAGAAGACUGAAUUAGAAAGAUUUGAUGCUAAUGUCUGUUUGAAUUCAUCUCUUCCAACCACAUUUGAUUUGUUGAGGGAUAACGAAUCUGUUAGAAAUGAAGAAAUGAAAAUUUUGCAACAACACGACCAAACUCUCCAACACAAACUCAAAUCAGGUGCUCCAACUGAGCAAGUCAAUGAUUUAUUCUCUUUCAUUGCAAGAAAUGAGAGUGAACUAUUGCAAAAGGACCAAGCGGUCAAACUAUUGUUGCAAACACCACUUGACAGUAAGAAUUUGUACGCCAAUUUCUUACAUGCAACUGUUUUAGCUGCCUCCAACUCUCCUUCACAUUUCAGAGAAACUGUUCAAUUUGUUGCAAGCUCACUCAUUUCUUUGAAGAAGGAGAAUGAUAUUGAAUUUGGUGUGCAGCUAUUGUGUUCCAUUGGAGAAGGAUUAAAGGCAUGCCGUAUUCUCCAAGAUUUCGACAUGUGGGAAAAAGCUGCCCGUAUUGCUAAAAGUAUUUUACCAGAUCAUGAUUGCUUAAUUGUCUUGUCAAGAUGGGCAGACCAUCUCCAAAGUAAUAAUCAACUAUUGAAAUCCAUUGGCGUUUGGAUGAGCCUUGGACUUUUCAAGGAGGUACUUGACCUUUUACACAAGUCCGAGCUUGAUGAUAUUGCCUCAUUGUUCACAAAGGCCUAUGACGAAUAUUUACCACAUUUACCACUUAGUGAGCUUCACAGAUAUUUCAUACUUAAGGUCUCGUCUCCAUCGAAAUUAAGUGAACCUUUGUAUAGCAGUAGUAAGAAUCAUGACGAUUUUGUAAUGACAUGUAGAAAGCUCAAAUAUUUCGUUUACCAACAAUACGCAGUAUUUUUAGAUAAGAUUGGUUACAAUGAAUUGGCAGAGGAAUAUCGAUGUAUCAUCAAACCUGAAGAAGUUGGGCUUUCUGGCAUUCCUGCAAACAUUACACAACUUUUACAAGGAGGAGAGGAAAAUAAUAAUGCAGCGACCGAGUCUUCCUUGGGUCAACCACUCGAUCGUCAAGAGAGCUGGGUGGUUGUUGAAGAACAAGCAAACAUGACACCCAAUGUACAGCCUUCCCCAAGCGAAAACAAGUCAACUGAUAUUUUUGAUCUUCCUCAUGAAGAUCAAUAG
Naegleria lovaniensis is the source of this 4218-nucleotide messenger RNA. RefSeq lists its product as uncharacterized. The transcript has a single exon. Lineage: Eukaryota; Heterolobosea; Eutetramitea; Acrasida; Naegleriidae. Bases 1 to 4218 code for a protein of 1405 amino acids. The record is from RefSeq and is a predicted model, not a curated record. Gene Ontology annotation, molecular function: protein binding. Gene Ontology annotation, cellular component: cytoplasm.